Molecule: messenger RNA, 1689 nt
Organism: Dipodomys ordii (Ord's kangaroo rat)
Lineage: Eukaryota; Metazoa; Chordata; Mammalia; Rodentia; Heteromyidae
Product: taste receptor cell protein 1
Exons: 15
Coding region: 1-1689 (562 amino acids)
Source: RefSeq, a predicted model, not a curated record
AUGGGGUCCUACAAAUGUGCUAAGUACUACACUCAGGGCCUCCAGUGCGGCCCAGAGCUCCACCUGUCCCUUCUGCAAGGCGCUCAGCACAGCUUCGCCCUGUCCCUGACACUGACCCUGUCCCUGACACUGACCCUGGGAGCCUCUAGCAUGGCUAUGCAGUGGUUUCCAGCUGUUGGGAUUCUUCUGGCUGUUCCAGUCCUGCCCCUGCCUUUUGCUCACGAAGACCCUGAUGAGUCUCCUUCAGCCUCUGACCCAGCAGACCUGCAAGCUGGCAGCAAGACGCCUCACCAGCGACCCAAGUUCCACAGAUUCCCUUACCCAGGGAAAUCUGGGGGCCGGCAGGUCCUCGAAGCCGUGUCCUGGGAUCCCCUCCCUCGGCCCACUCCUGGGGGAAGUCCUGUCCCAACCCUCUCAACAGUGACCAAGGCUGCAGCCUAUAGGACCCCAGAGCCCCAGCCCCGGGUCCCAAUGGUGCCAGGAUCCCAGGACUCAGCCUCCUCCAUGCCAGGAGUCGGUCACGUGACCCGCUCCGUGACUUUCCGGGUCACCGGUGGAGCCUCGUCUGAUGCUCUGGGAAGCCCCGCAUCUGUGCCACAACAGCAGCUGCGUGGGGACCUCUGCCACCAGAUCCAGUCUAUCUAUCACUUGGACUUUCCCAAUUUCGAGGGUGUUGGUGUCCUGGUGUUCAGGCCUGACUCUGAAGAUGUAAACGCCACCUUGGUGUUUGGGGGCUCAUCCGGGCCCUCGGCGCACCAAGUCCUCUGGACUAUGUACCGCUGGGUCAAGAUGUCCAGGUGGAUGCUGGGAAGUGUGUCUCUGGCUGAGGACAGCCUGGCCUCUGAUGGGUCCAACCUGACCGACCUGGCUCUGGAGACCAUCAGCAUCCACUUCACAGUCCUGAGGCCCUUCCUGCCCCAGCUCCUCUCGCCUGGUUCUAAGCCCUUCAUCCUGCUAGAGAAACAGAUUCUCCAGUGGCUCACACCGCUGGUGUCCGGAUUCUAUAAGAAGCACCCUCAAAAAGGGCCCCUGCUCCUCUUCAGCGACCUCGACCAAUGGGUGAGCGUCGACAUGGAAUACAAAUUCCACAGCCCUGUCCCCACCCACCUCCGAGGCCUGGCCAAUCACCUGGCCCGCAGCAGCACAGACCCCGCCCUCCUGAAAUCCAGCUUAGAAGCCAACGAGGAGAAGGCCGAGCUGGAGGUGUAUGAGCUGUGGCUCCUGAUAGGGGGCUGGCCCUUCACCAAGGCCUUGCAGAACAAAACCAGCCCCGAAUUCCAGAAGCUUCAGCAGCAGCUGACCGGAUGGAUGACCCCAGGCCUCAGGACUCUGUGGAACUUUGCUCAAGUCGUGGUGCAGGAGUUCUGGCCAGAACCACCGACUGCCAAAGUGGAGGCCAUCUUCUUCCAGGCGGCCCCACCCCGGGGCCUCAUCCAGGAAUCCGUGCGCAGGGCCCUGAGAUGUGCACCGGAAGCCGAGGGCCUCUGGGUGGAGGUGACUGGCCCAGACUGCGGCGCCCCCGGCUCCACAGCCUCCAGUCAGCCUAGACCUGGAGUCCCCAGCCCCCCGCUCUGUGUCCUGCAUGCCAUUGUCACCAUCACCUUGGUAGGAGUGGGAAGGGACCUGCACUUUGGGGAGACCCACGAGCAAGUGGCCAGAGGCCGGGUGGCCAUUCCUGUACAGACCUGA